This is a messenger RNA of Cloeon dipterum, 933 nucleotides long. Its product is annotated as death-associated protein 1. NCBI's taxonomy places the organism in Eukaryota, Metazoa, Arthropoda, Insecta, Ephemeroptera, Baetidae. Gene Ontology annotation, biological process: apoptotic signaling pathway; negative regulation of autophagy; cellular response to amino acid starvation. The transcript is spliced from 3 exons. The coding region runs from base 171 to 497 and encodes 108 amino acids. Gene Ontology annotation, molecular function: death domain binding. The record is from RefSeq and is a predicted model, not a curated record.
UAGGACAACAACGCCAUAAGCCAGGGGACAGCCGACGUGCGACGUGUGCGAUCUCUUUUGACUGCUUAUCUUCAAAUUUUUCAACGCGUAGAGGUGUGUGAUAUUGCCAAGUGAGCAACCACGCUGACUGCCCGCAUCUUUAAAAACUGCGUAAUUUCCCAAUCGUGAAGAUGUCUUCGCCCCCGAAUGAUUCUGAGCUGAAGGGUGGACAUCCUCCUGCAGUUAAGGUCGGAGGAAUGCGAAUCACGCAGCACAAACCCCCCAAAGACGCGGCAGAGGGUGCUUCCAAGGAGAAGGACGAAAUUAUUGAUGACACCACCAAUGCUCUGAAGAUUUCCACUAGUCCUCCCAAAACGGUGAGUGUUUCUGGAGCUCCUGUGCGAGGCAACGCUGAUUUUCCAGUUGAGGCGGUGCAGUCGUUCCAUGACAAACCUCAGCCAACUCAUGAUGCCAGACCUGCCGCUAGGCCUAACAUUAUCCACCAGCCCAGGAAGUAGAUUGAAAGACAUGUUACAUACUUUUUUCUUUUUCUUUCUACUUCAUGCUAAUCAACUGAAAUUUGAAGUCACAAAAUUGAAAAUAAACAACUCGGUGGUCUAUAAACUAGGCGUGGAUGGAAAAUUUUCAAACACUUAUUUAAACACUGGCAAGUGUUAAAUUUCAUAUAAUUUUUAGGUUUGUUAGCCAAGCUUGAUUAUUAACAUUAUUUAAAAUGGUAGCCCGAGGGUCUUUAUUUGGUCUGUGUGAAUGGAACCUUUAAAGCUUUGAGGAUUAAAUCCGGUCAAAAUGUGUGUUAAAUCACUUCAAAGUCUAUUUUUCUCUUUUCAAUUAUUUUAUCUGCAUUUUAUUUUCAUUCCUUUGAAUUCAAGAAGACUGCUCCACAAAAAUAAAUGUUAAAUGAUAUGAGACAUUAAAAUGCUGUGAGUGGAAUAA